Molecule: messenger RNA, 3038 nt
Organism: Austrofundulus limnaeus
Lineage: Eukaryota; Metazoa; Chordata; Actinopteri; Cyprinodontiformes; Rivulidae
Gene: slc22a31
Product: solute carrier family 22 member 31
Exons: 9
Coding region: 125-2002 (625 amino acids)
Biological process (GO): transmembrane transport
Molecular function (GO): transmembrane transporter activity
Source: RefSeq, a predicted model, not a curated record
ACGUGAGUCAUGUAGCAGGUGUGUCAGGGGAUCCUCGUGCUCUGACACUCAGACCCCGCCCCCCUCCGGGCUCGUGCCUCUACCUGCUUUGGYGCGCCGCGCGCAGCUCGGUCAGAGUUCCAACAUGUCCUCGGCUGUGUCCGCGGCCAACCUCCGUCUCCUCACCGACUAUGAGACCAGGAUCCUGCCUCUCGCCGGCGGCUACGGCCGCUACAACCGGGCGGCGGUGGCGUUCAGCUGGUUCCCCGCCUUCGCCGUGACGCUGAACCUCUUCAGCGACGUUUUCUACACCCUGAUCCCGGACGCGUACCACUGCAAGCCGGACCCGACGCUCCUGCCCCCGGCGCUCCUCCCGAGCAACUUGUCCCGGCAGGACUACCUGAGCCUGACCAUCCCCUGGGUGAACGGCUCCGGCCUCAGCCACUGCCAGCUCUUCAAGUACCCGGCCAACGCGACGGACCUGUCCGGGAGAAGUCCCCGGGAGACGGUGUCCUGCACCCGGGGCUGGGAGUACUCCUGUGAGGUGGGGCUCCACAGCAACUUUGUCACCGAGUGGAACCUGGUCUGCAGCGAUUACUGGAAGAUCCCCCUGCAGCACAUCUGCUUCAUGAGCGGCUGGAUCCUGGGCUACAUCCUGCUGGGCUCCAUCUGCGACUGGUUGGGUCGUCGGCGAGGCUUCCUGCUCUCCGUCGGUCUGUCCGGUCUGCUGGGGGUGGCCGUGUGUCUGUCCAGCAGCGCCGUGAUGUUCCUGCUGCUGAGGCUCGCUCAGGGCGUCACGCUCGCCGGCGUCUUCAUCUCCGCCUACAUCUCCAGGCUGGAGCUGUGUGACCCCCCUCACCGUCUCAUGGUCGCCAUGGUCGGCGGCUUCUUCGCCGUGUCCGCCGAGCUGCUGCUGCCGGGCGUCGCCAUCCUGUGCAGCGAUUGGCCGGUUCUGCAGGCCGUGGUCACCGUUCCUCUGCUCCUGCUGCUUCCGUACUGGUGCUGUGCCUCGGUGUUUCCCGAGUCUCCUCGCUGGCUGCUGGCCACAGAGCAGAUCCCUCAGGCCAAGAGCAGCCUCCAGGAAUUCGCCGCCAGAAACGGCGUGUGUCAGCAGGACGAGCUGUACCCCGAGGAAACCCUGCUGUCAGAAAUCGAUUCAGUUUACAGUGAAGACUGCCAGCCGAGGUUUUACUCGGUCCUGGAGCUGCGACGGACUCGUGUCAUCUGGAAAAACUGCCUCAUCCUCAGCUUCACUCUCUUCAUCGGAACAGGCAUCCAGUACUGUUUCACCAGAAACCUGCACCAUCACUCCUCCAACUUCUACUUCACCUACUUCCUGCGAGUGAUAACCGGAGCGCUGGCCUGCAUCUUCAUCUGUCUGUCCGUCAAUCACUUCGGUCGGCGCGGGAUGCUUCUGCUGUCUGCCAUCAUCACCGGGCUGUCGUCGCUGCUGCUGCUGGCCCUCACCCAGUAUCUUCGAGGCGGGCUGGUGUUGGUGCUCUCUGUGGUGGGUCUGCUCUUCUCUCAGGCGCUCGCCAUGCUCAGCGCCUUCUUCGCCUCCGAGGUGAUGCCAACUGUGGUCCGCGGCGGCUGCCUCGGCCUGGUGUUAGCAGCCGGCUGUGUCGGCAUGGCCGCCUCCUCCCUGAUGGAGCUGCAGAACAACGGCGGCUACUUCCUGCACCACGUGGUCUUCGCCUCCUUCGCCGUCCUCUCCGUGCUCUGCAUCAUGCUCCUGCCCGAGAGCAAACGCAAACCGCUGCCGGACUCCCUGAAGGAGGGCGAGAGCCAGCGGCGCCCGCCUCUCUUCCUGUCCCGCCCCGACAGAGACCACCUGCCCCUGCUGUGCACGCGGCCCCCCAAGUCCGAGUACAACCCAGACAACUACUCCCGCCUGGUCUCCGCCACCAGGAAGAUGUUGACUAAAGAUAAUUUGCCUUACAGGAUCGCAGCUCCUGCUGCUUCCCCCCUGCUGUUCGACAGCAACACUCAGGAGAACGAGACGCAGAGAGAAGUGUUGUCGUAACCACACUCCUCAGACUUGAAACUUUUCUUCUGAACUUACCUCAGACAGUCUGAUCAGCUUUAUUCAAAGCUCAUUCACUCUGAUAAAAAAACAAAAACCAGACUGAAGCUAGAAUUUAGUGCACCUUGGAGCGAUGUCUCGGCUGAUUUUCUCCAACAUAUUUGUCUCAUCUAAAAUCAUUGCUUUUCCUCUUAUGGAUUCAGAUUCUUUUAACUGGAGCCUUUUGUUUUCCUGCUCCUCUUGUGAAAUCAGUGGGGCUGCAGCUCUUUGUUUUGUUUUUUAACACGCACUUUUCAUCAAAACGAUCAUUUUGAUCCUUUGAAGAAUCAGCAACAGUGAAUAUCUUACCUGUUGUGGAUAGCUCUGUGAUCGACCUCAGCUUGGAGAAGAAGUUUUAUUUUGACCUGACUGACUCAAACUCCAAACUGAGAUCAUUAAGAGAGCUAUCUACAGCAGGUAAGAUAAUAACCGCUCAUAAGCUUUCCACAAAAGUGUUCAAACCAUCAUGUGCCUCAUCAGCAGUGUCACAGACGAGCUGCUCUCUGAUUAUGAUGAAUCAAUAUUUGUUAUAUCUUAAACCACUAACGAACCUCGUUAAAGCAUAUUUCACUUAAAGUGUGGGAUGGUAAGUGUUGACAUAAAAAACAAAGAUGUUAUUAAGGUUACUUCUCUGCUCUGGUUUCAGAUUUUAGAAUUAAAAUGAGGUCAAAUAAGUUUAACAAGCUUCAGAAUGUGGGGAAAAAAGGUCAACAUUGAAUCAGGAGCAUUUAUUAUUAUGGUUUAACACCUAAAUAAGUCACUGUAUUUAUUAAGAACUGCGCAUUACAGCGUCCACGUUUUCUAAUAUUGAUAUUGACGUUUUGUUACCCUUCAGUGUUUUAAAUGAUAAAACUGAACUGAAAUGUUUGUGUAACAGUUUAUUCUGUACAGUCAAAUGUGCUUCAUGUUAAGUUGUUAAGAGAAACUUGUGUUACUGUUCUUUUUAUUUUUGUCUGCUUAAAAAGAGGUGAAAAUUAAACAAAUUUCACCCCAUUUA